AUGAUUCCAAUUGGAACUCUCCACCUCGACCCAGCCCCAGACGACCUAGAAAGGAGAUCUAUUUUCAAGUAUGAAAGCUACAAAGCAGUUAUCUCUGUGAAGAGACCAAAUGAAGAGAUGAUUCGAAUUCUGGGAAGAACUACAACUAUCCUCUCGAUCUUCGAACUGGUUUUGACUAUUCCACUCGUUUGGUUUGUUUGGAAUCCGCUGUGUUUCUUAUUGGUCAUUCCACUGAUCUUCCGUGUUGCUGCCCUUCCAACCAAAUGCGUCCCAAUUCAAUCUAGCCCCUUGUUCGUUACCUUCCACAGCAUGGUCAUCGGUACCCAAGCCCUCGUUAUGUUUGGCUUCUCGUAUCUUUCCGCUCAAGCGUACCACUGGAGCAAUGACAAAGGAUAUACGUUUGUAUGUCUAACCUGUAUCACAUUCAUUCUGGCUCUUCGUUUCGGUUUGACACUUCUUCAAUAUAAACACCUCAAUAUCGUCCGUCUCAAUCGAAUUCUCGCCUCUCCUGAAAUAAUGAAGAAAGGAAAGUUUCUAAUCGUUAACGAGCCAAACGAAGAAACUAUCGAUCACGAAUUGAAAGUCUCUACUGAAAAUUGCGAUGUUUACUCGGCUCUGGUCUACAUUCCAAAGUUCAACAAGAAAAUGGAAAAAGGCCUUUUCUGUGUCUUGGCUUUGUGCACUCAAAUCGCUUUGUUCGGAUUAAUGGCCUACUUCUUCAAAAUCGGAUAUCUCGCUUUCAUCCCAUUCGAACUCUUCUUUUUCGUCAUGUAUGGAAAGGAGAACUUUUUCCAGCUGUUCUUCGCAGCUUUCACCACCUUCCUCGCCUUCGGAACAGAGGGCGAAGGAACUCGUAAAGACUUUGGCUGGAUUGCUCCAGAUCUGGAAACCGGAACAUUGGCAUUGUUCGGAGCAGUUUUCGGAAUUUUCACUAUUCUUCGUCUUCUUCUCGUUGCCAGCUACCGCACCCAUCUCUUCUACUCCAACCUCCGUGACAAAUUCAUGGAUGGUAAAGUCGUUCUUCAGCCUGUAUAA
This is a messenger RNA of Caenorhabditis briggsae, 1035 nucleotides long. NCBI's taxonomy places the organism in Eukaryota, Metazoa, Nematoda, Chromadorea, Rhabditida, Rhabditidae. Bases 1 to 1035 code for a protein of 344 amino acids. The transcript is spliced from 8 exons. The record is from RefSeq and is a predicted model, not a curated record.